Molecule: messenger RNA, 3295 nt
Organism: Danaus plexippus (monarch butterfly)
Lineage: Eukaryota; Metazoa; Arthropoda; Insecta; Lepidoptera; Nymphalidae
Product: venom dipeptidyl peptidase 4-like
Exons: 18
Coding region: 212-2653 (813 amino acids)
Biological process (GO): proteolysis
Molecular function (GO): serine-type peptidase activity; dipeptidyl-peptidase activity
Source: RefSeq, a predicted model, not a curated record
AGCCUCAGUCUCUUAAUGACUGCAGCGUACGACAGACGACCGUUCGGGAAUGUCAACAAGACGAUGUUUACAAAUACAGAGUGCAUAGCGAAAGCAAUAAAAACUCAUUUGUAGGAUUGACUCAUACGUGAUUUUUUAAAUAGUUUCAAUUUGUUUGUGGUGCAGUCUGAAGAUGUAGAGCUGGGUUAAGAGCAUAUCGUAACCAUCCACCAUGGCACAGGAUAAUACCAAUUCAACAGUCGAGAUGGGCACCAGUGAUCAGAUCCUGGUUGCACCAAAAAAGUCAAAGAAGCUAGUGUACACUAUUGGUUUUAUCGCGAUGUGUGCUGUGAUAGCUGUGGUUAUCACCCUCGCGGUUGUGCUCACAAGGGGUGGUGAUGCUGAAGAUAUUAUAACAACCGAAGGACCGACACCAGUUACAACAACCCCAACAAUCCCAACAACAACACCGAUCACAACAACAACAGAGCCACCGACCACUAAUCCUCCACCGCCAGGGGAUAUGGAUCUGGAUGAUGUUUUAAAUGGAGAAUAUUUACCAACAUCGUUUAAUGGAUCCUGGGUUUCGGGAAGUGAAAUCAUGUUCAGAAAUGCUUAUGGGGAGUUGAUACUAUACAACGUAGACACUUCCAAACCCAGGACACUCGUCGAGAAUUCAUCUCAGAUACUUCAAAAUUCCAACCGCGUGACGGAAUUAUCGGCUGAUCGACGACAUGUAGUGCUCUCCUAUGCAGAGGAAUUGAUAUAUCGCUACAGUUUUGAAGCUUUGUACGUGGUUAUCGAUUCAUCCACUGGAAACAUUUUCAACAUAACGCCUGAAGGGGUUGCCAGCGAUAUGUCAAUUCUUCAAAACUUUGUGUGGGGACCAGUCGGGACAUCCCUGGCAUUUGUAUACAAGAAUAAUAUUUACUACAAGCCUAAUCUGACAUCUCCAGCACAACAAAUAACAUCUUCUGGCAUCGAAAAUGUCAUUUACAACGGCGCGCCUGAUUGGGUCUAUGAAGAGGAGGUGUUCAGUUCCAACAACGCGAUGUGGUUCUCUGGCGACGGUUCGAGGCUGGCGUACGCUUCCUUCAACGAUACCAACGUGCGCGUAAUGAGGAUACCACACUUCGGUGUACCCGGCGCUGUUGAAUUCCAAUACACCAGACAUCGCGAUAUACGUUAUCCCAAGCCUGGAACAGAUAAUCCAUCUGUGACAGUGACCAUCCGUAAUUUAGCGGCCAACAUUGAGAGAACAUUCGCACCCCCCUCUGAUCUUAAUGAACCGAUUCUGGCAAAAGUUCAGUUUAUGGGAAAUCAAAGCAUCGCUAUAAUGUGGAUGAACCGCGUACAAUCAGAACUAAAAGUGGAUGUAUGCUCCGAAGCUAACCAGGAUUGCGUUACAAUAUUUAGAUACAACGAACCCAACGGCUGGAUUACAAACGUACCGAUGGUAUUCAAUGAACAGGGCGAUUCCUUCAUCACUAUUUUACCUGACUCUGUCAAUAAUGUUCGCUACAAACAAAUUCUUCAAGUAUCAAAUACCAAUGGUACCUCUUGGAGCGUACAGAGUAGAACUAACACAGCCCACACAGUGAUAGAUAUCCUGACGUGGACUCCGGAUGAUGUUAUCUGGUACACUGCGUCCGGUAUAAAUGAUACGGCCGAGCAGCAUAUCUACUCUGCCAGCAGCGCUGGUGUCUCUUGCUUCACCUGCACAGUUGUUCGUCCAGAUGGCAGUCCUUGUCUUUAUAACGAGGGCAGCAUAUCUGGCUCGAGGAUCAGUAUCAAUUGCGGUGGGCCAGCGGUACCACAGAUAUUUAUAUACGACGUGAAUGGCACCCGUUUAUCGGUGUGGGAUGACAACGAGAGGAUAUCGAAUCUCUCGUCUGUAGGCAGUCUACCUGUAGUUUUAAGAAGAAAAUUAUCUUUAGGAGCUGGCAUCCCAGAUGCCGAUGUCCAAUUACAAGUACCGAGAGACUAUCAGUCACGCAACAAUGUACCAUUACUCGUUAAUGUCUACGGAGGUCCUGACUCCUCGUUGGUCACAAAGCAAUGGAAUGUUGACUGGGGUUCAUAUUUGGUGAAUCACUAUGGCAUCGCUGUUGCUACCAUCGAUGGAAGAGGAUCUGGUUUGAAGGGAGUCGAGAACAUGUUCGCAGUGCAUAGAAAACUUGGAUCCGUUGAAAUUGAGGACCAAAUUUCUGCGACGAAAUUACUGCAUCAAGAGUUGCCAUGGUUGGACAGUUCUCGCACUUGUAUAUGGGGUUGGUCUUAUGGAGGUUAUGCUGCUUCGCUUGCGCUGGCUCGCGGUGAUGUUUUCAAAUGUGCGAUCGCCGUAGCCCCCGUAGUUGAUUGGCGUUUUUAUGAUUCCAUCUACACGGAAAGAUACUUAGAUACUCCACAGAAUAAUAUUGGAGCGUACAGGAAUUCCAGUCUCUUGUCAGAUCAAGUGGUGGAAGCUUACAGGCGUAAAAGCUAUUUCCUUGUCCACGGGACGGAGGACGAUAAUGUCCACUACCAGCACGCCAUGUUAUUAUCAAGAUUGCUUCAGCGGAGAGACGUGUAUUUCCAUCAAAUGAGUUACACCGACGAAAAUCACACCCUGGCCGGCGUGAAACCACAUUUCUAUCAUGCGCUAGAAAAGUUCCUACGAGAAAACAUGUUGUAGAUUAUAUUGAAUUAUUAUUAUUAUAUUUAUUACAUUUUCAAAGUAAUUGUUUAUAAAUACCAAAAGUAUUUGUAACCAUUUAGUUGCAGGUAGUUAAGGAUGACGGUGCCCCCUUACCAGUAAGUGAACCGGAUCAUCCCUUGAUCCAAAGCAUAGAAAGAAAAAAAGCUUGAUUUUUUUUAAAAUAAUUAAUUAAACAGUAUUUAAAAAAAUCUAAAUGAGCUGCCAAAGUAUUAGUGUUUUAGAGUUAGUAAUCAGUCUGUGGACUUUGCCCCGUUAAUCCCAAAAAACUUGUAUGGAUUUUUCACCAUUCCCACGAAGUAUCAUAAAAAUAUUGGAUUUAUUUAACUAAUUUUAAAUCACUCUUCACACGAAAACAAUGAUUGAAAAUUUUAAAUAUUAUACAAAUAAUAGACCAUAAAAUAUUUUAUGAACAAACUAUAACUCUGGCCUCAUGUAUAUUACGAAUAUAUAAAAAGACGUGAUGAAAAAUUUAUGUUAAAGAUAUUAAAAAUUAGAUUGCAAAUGUGUCACUUAAAUAUGAAUUCAAUAAUGUUAUUGAUGUUUUAAAUAAAUAGUGUAUUUGUAAAUAAUUUUAAUAUUUAAGUAUUAAAUAUUCAAUGUAUGUGCUUUAUAAAAUAA